GCACAAAAUUGUUGUAAAUCCAACGAAAACUUUAAGCAUUGUCAAAUAUUAAGCGCCACGUUAAGCGACAUCGUUAAGCACAGUGUAAACGUAGAGUUUCGAGACCAAUGUUUCAAAAUGUUGAAGACAGACAGUUCGCUCACUGCACAAACAGUUCUUGCAACUAAUUUAUUGUCGAUCGUAUCUUGUGAUAGUCACUAUUAUCCAAAAGGAACGCAGAAACGAUGAAAAGUAAAUUUAUUACUGGCACACCAUAUGUAGAGCAAAGUUGGAAUGCGCUGAUCAACGCUAAUUGCGCGAACGUACCCUUUGAUUGAUCUUAAUGGUUCAUAUUACGUCAUAAUAGUGCAAUUAGUGCAGCUUAUCUACCGUCGUGGAAGUUAGUGCUAGCAUGAUGAAAAAACUACACGAAUGGUUGUUGGUUAUGACUGGGCUUUUCAGUAUAUGGUAUGCUGUACUUACCAGCAACUUUAUGCUUGUCAAGGAAUGGCAAAACGUUGUAUUUGUCCUACCAUUCACUCUCUUGUUCCUCUUUGGUUUGUUCGCAGCUACAGUUGUGAUGUAUAGAGUACUCACCUUUAAUAUUUGUAAAAGUGCAGCUACUGAGCUUCAACAGCAAAUAGAAGAAGCAAAGAAAGAUCUUCGAAGCAAAGGUAUAAUAUUUAAAGAGAUCAAUGUUCCUUCAGCAUCUUAAAGAAAGUUUAUAUAAAUAGCAUAAAAUAAGAAAGAAAGAGCAGAUUCUUUUGUAAUUCAUAUGAGUGUUUAUUACUCUCGCGAGUUUUGUAUGGAUGUAUAUGCAAAUGUACGUCUGCUAUAUGUAAAAAAAUAAUACACAAAUAUCUUCCAAAAUCUAUUAUUGACUAUAAUAAUUUCUCUAUUCAAAUGUAUGAUAAAUAUGAAUCAGAACGUUUCACACAAUUUUUAAAAAACAAUCUCUAAAAUGUAAAUAUUUGCUCAUAUUCUUUUUUUUUAAUAAAUCCAUACUGCUUUAAUAUGACUUAUCAAGUAGAAAUGGUUGGUACUUAUUAGUAAACUGUAAUGUUGAUUUUAGUAAUCUUUAAAGAAUCAAUUAAUUAGUAAAUAAUUACCAUGUACUUCACUCUUUACAAUCUUUUAAGAACUUUAAAAUAAUCUCCAUUUAAUCACAACACAGAUUAUAUAUCAUGAGGUUAGAGAAUCAUGAUCAUGAUUCCAAUAAACCAAUACCUUAAUCUCAAUAACACUGCAAAGAUAGAAUCAGCUUUUAUUGUCAAAAACAGGAUGCUUUAAAGGCAAUGCAAAUGUUAUUUUGAGGUUUUGCUUUCGAACUCCUAAAUUGUUGCUAUUCGGCAUUUUGUGUAUACCAAACUUAUCAUGCUUUAUGUCUGUCACAACUUUAUAAAAAUUACAUGUGUCACUUUCAAAAGGGAAUUCGAAUAUAAAAAGGAAUGACAAAUUAUUUGUAUUGUCUUUUUUUCUACCACGUGUAAGAAUCAUUGAAUCAGUAGUAACGGUACAGUAGUACAACGGGCUCACUUGUAUUUUUGUAAAUCGUAAUUUAUUCAUUUAUGCUAUGUAUUACAAGUGUGUUGAGCACACAACGGAAAGUGUGUUCUUUAACAGCAGUUCAUUUUCUAUUAAUUCUUCUAUAUUAAAAAAAAAAAAAAAAAGAAAAAGAAAUAAAACUCGAGUCAACACAACAAAUGGAUUAGAGUUUUAUGCAUUGAUACUAGAACUCUCCAAAGAAUAAUUCUCUAUAUUUCUUUUGUACUAAAAAAGAGCAAUGAAAAGUGUUCUUGUUAUUGUUUUAAUUAAUAUGUAACUGUAUUAUACAAAUUCAAAGAUUCAGUUUCUUGAUUAUGUAACAUACACAAGUACGUACUUACGUAUGUAUGUAAUUAUCACGUAAAAAACUGGAAUUAAUCUAUAUUAUCUUUUACUUUAUUAUAUAAAAAAUACGAGAGAAUCCAAUAUAUGCACAACAAUUUAUGAUUUAAAUGUCUGUGUUAUUUUAACAUUGCAUAAUAGAUGUAUUGUUUAACUGUUUCAAUUAUUUGUUAUAAUUAAUUUUAUAUAGAGCACUUUAUAGACCAAGAAUUUACUAUUAGCAAGCAUUCAAUAUUCUGACAGAUGUAUUUGAACGACGAUAAUUUGAUAAUUGUAUUGAACAAUCUAUUUAAUGGCGUUAAAUAAACUAUAUGAUAAUUUCA
Molecule: messenger RNA, 2189 nt
Organism: Dinoponera quadriceps
Lineage: Eukaryota; Metazoa; Arthropoda; Insecta; Hymenoptera; Formicidae
Gene: Dpm3
Product: dolichol-phosphate mannosyltransferase subunit 3
Exons: 4
Coding region: 392-694 (100 amino acids)
Biological process (GO): GPI anchor biosynthetic process
Cellular component (GO): endoplasmic reticulum membrane; dolichol-phosphate-mannose synthase complex
Source: RefSeq, a predicted model, not a curated record